This is a messenger RNA of Coregonus clupeaformis (lake whitefish), 3298 nucleotides long. RefSeq names its product microprocessor complex subunit DGCR8-like. Bases 444 to 2864 code for a protein of 806 amino acids. Gene Ontology annotation, molecular function: double-stranded RNA binding; identical protein binding; heme binding. Gene Ontology annotation, cellular component: microprocessor complex. NCBI's taxonomy places the organism in Eukaryota, Metazoa, Chordata, Actinopteri, Salmoniformes, Salmonidae. The record is from RefSeq and is a predicted model, not a curated record. Gene Ontology annotation, biological process: primary miRNA processing. The transcript is spliced from 14 exons.
CAGAAGAAGUCUGCAGCUGUCUGCAAGAUGGCGGAACGGGGAAGGGAUCUGUCUGGCCUCGUCAAAAGAAUAAAAUAAUUUAGAUUAGCUAGUUUAGGGAAGAAAAUGGAGUAAAUAAAAUAUAGCUCUGACGGAGGAUUCGCCAGUGGAGGAUUCGCAGUGCCUAGAUCCGAGUAAUAUAAGCUGAAUGCAUUGUGAUUUCCAAUAAUUUAGACAGUGAUUCUAAAAAGCUGUCUACAUUAAUGAAAAGAACAAUGUAGUCAGCUUAGCAUAUUCAACACUGGUACAUGGUCAACACAGGGAAGUUGUUUCGUUCGAAAUCUUGUGUACAAUGUGCUUCUGCAUGCAUUUUAGCUAAAAGCUUAUGAGAACAGGUUGCCAAAACAGAGUCAGGGUGACCCAUAGAUAAUUUGUUAUAUUUAGGGAUUCAUAAGACAGUCAACAUGGAGAUAGAUGAUAUAUUACCCCCCUUGCCGUUGGAGCCACCUGAUGAUUUAAACUCGGAGGGCCUUAAUGGUAAAGCGCAGCCUCCACCACCUCCCCUGCAAACGUCCAGUGACGCAGAGGAAAUGGACGUUAGCUCUGGUGGUGAUGGACACACACACACCCCAGCAGGGGACCAGGGCCUGGGGCUCCUCGCCAAGGGCUCCAUAACCUUAAGUAAUAACCUGUCAGAUGAGGCCGAAUCCAGCGCACCGUGCCCUAGAACAGCCCGCCACGCGCCCCCCAUCACCAAGUUCCUGCCAGAGCUCAAGUUACUACAAGACAUUAAGAUCAGUGUCAGCGUCGUAGAUAGCAGCAGGAGCAAAGAUAGGAAGGUGCUGUACACAGGGAUAGGUCAGGGUGGUGGUGUAGGGGAGACCAGCUCAGAGGGCCUUAAUGGUGAGUUGCAUGAUGCCGAUACAGAGCUAGAGGCUGUUGAGGGUAGCUCAGGGCUGGGGAACGGGACGGUCGAUGGCAGUGCAGGGAGGAGAGGGGCGGAGGCAGACCUGGAGAACAAAGUGGAGUUUGCGGUGUUGGACGAGCUGGAGGACUUCAGUCAGGACUUCCUGCAUACGGAGAAUGUGGAGCAGGGGGGUUUCAGGUCUGAGGAAAUGGUUCAACAGGAGAACGCUGACGAGGAGAACCUGAAUUACUCAUAUGAGGAGGACUUCGACAAUGAUGUAGACGCUCUGCUGGAGGAGGGCAUGCCCAUGCCCAAAAAGAUGCGCCUGGCAGAGGGGGCUGCUGAGUAUGCAGGGGACAGUGACCAUGCGUCGGACGGGGAGGGAGGCGUUCAGCCCAUGAUGACCAAAAUUAAAACAGUCCUGAAGAGUCGUGGGCGUCCACCCACUGAGCCACUACCUGAUGGAUGGAUCAUGACAUUCCAUAACUCUGGCAUUCCAGUCUACCUGCACAGAGAGACCAGAGUGGUGACCUGGUCCAGACCUUACUUCCUGGGGACCGGGAGCAUCAGGAAACACGACCCUCCCACCAGUAGCAUCCCCUGCCUGCACUAUAGGAAGAUGAAGGAUCAUGAGGAAAAGCAACAGAACGGAGAGGUGACGCCCAACGCUGAGGUGUCUCCGGUGAAGCCUGGGGAAGAGGCAGACUCCCUGGAGAGACCAGACGAGCCUGACUCCACGGCCCAGGAGGACCCUACCACUGUGGCCCUGGGUCUGAGCCUGGGGGAGGGAGAGGCGGAGUUGGAGACAGGACUGGUCACAGAGGGGACCAUGGAGAGGUGCCCAGUCCCGCACGGCAAGAUGCCCCACUCCUGUGAAAUGGCCCAGGGGGCACUGGGACAGUUCAGGGCCAAGGUGGAGGUGUGCAAAGAUGAAUCCAUAGAAAUUGAGGAGUUCCGCAGCUACCUGGAGAAGUGCUUUGACUUUGAACAAGUGACAGUGAAGAAGUUCCGUACCUGGGCAGAGCGCAGGCAGUUUAACAGGGACAUGAAGAGGAAGCAGGCCGAGUCCGAGAGACCCAUUCUGCCUGCCAACCAGAAACUUAUCACUCUGUCUGUAUCAGAUACCCCCACCAAGAAAGAGUUUGUCAUUAACCCAAAUGGGAAAUCUGAAGUUUGCAUCCUACAUGAAUAUAUGCAACGUGUCCUAAAGGUCCGACCUGUUUACAACUUUUUUGAAUGUGAGAACCCAAGUGAACCCUUUGGCGCCUCAGUCAUUAUAGACGGUGUGACAUAUGGCACAGGAACUGCAAGCAGUAAAAAACUUGCCAAGAAUAAAGCUGCUCGCGCCACACUGGAGAUCCUCAUCCCUGACUUUGUGAAGCAGACGUCUGAGGAGAAGCUGAUAGAAGGGGAUGAACUGGAGGUAUCAGCCUGCCAAUCAUUGUAUUUUAAUCAUAUCAGUAUUGAAGAUUCAAGGGUGUACGAACUAACCAAUAAAGCAGGCUUACUCUCGCCAUAUCAGAUUCUACACGAGUGCCUUAAGAGAAACCAUGGAAUGGGUGACACCAGCAUCAAGUUUGAGGUGAUCCCAGGGAAGAACCAGAAGAGUGAAUAUGUGAUGACGUGUGGCAAGCACACUGUGCGUGGAUGGUGCAAGAAUAAGCGCGUGGGGAAGCAGCUGGCGUCGCAGAAGAUCCUACAGAUGCUGCACCCCCACGUGAAGAACUGGGGGUCACUGCUCCGCAUGUACGGCAAAGAGAGCAGUAAGAUGGUGAAGAAGGAAAAUUCAGAUAAGAGUGUGAUUGAACUUCAGCAGUAUGCCAAAAAGAACAGGCCAAAUCUUCACAUCCUGAACAAACUGCAAGAGGAGAUGAAGAAACUGGCUAAGGAUAGGGCAGAAACCAGGAAGAAGCCCAAGAUGACCAUAAUGGAGUCGGCCCAGCCUGGCAGUCAGCCGCUCUGUACUGUUGACGUCUAGGAACUAUCACUGCAACCAACCUAACAUGGCACUGACCAAUGGUAGCCAUAGUCACUGUCAGAUAAACCACGCCACCAAUCUAUCAUCCAAUUAUGCAUCAUUGUGAAAUGGCAAUACAGCACAUUUAUACUAUAAAGGUGGUCAUCUUAGCACUAUUUCUCCAAGCUGUUUAUUAUUUGACCCCCAAGGUGUUUUUGGUUCAUUGUUAGUGGAUCAGGUAAGAAUAGGACAGAUGCACUAACAGUCAGACCGACAGUCGAGUGAGAACCAUCUACCUCUAGAUGCGAUCUCUACGCAGCUUCUAUAAAUUGAACCACAGGGGUUGCAGACAGACAGGUUGAGAUGACUUGACAUGUAUCUAUGAACCACAGCAAUUUCUGUCAGCCUGUUUAACUGUGUAGUAAUGACUGCUGAAAACCACUAGACCCCAACCC